AAUGGCAAAUUAAGUUGAAUUCAAAUAGCUCGGUUUCUUGAGAGGUCACGGUGAUUGGGUUACCAGUAUCAUUACCAAUUAAGACCCAACUUUGGCUGAUUUAGUCAUCUCAGGUUCAAGAGACAAAUCCAUUCUUGUUUGGAAAUUAUUCAAAUAACCAGAUGGUGAUUUGGCUGGUCAACCAAGAAAACAAUUGAAAGGACACUCCCAUUUUGUAAGUGAUUUAGUGUUAUCCAACGAUAAUAAAUAUUUAUUAUCAGCCUCAUGGGACAAAGAAUUGAGAUUCUGGGAUUUGCUUAAUGGUACUUGCACAAACAGAUUUGUUGGAAAUAAAAAGGAAAUCUUCACAUGUGCUAUGAGUCCAGACAAUAGAUAAAUUCUUUGUGGUGGAGCUGAAAGAAGAUACAAAUUGUACAAUGUUAAGGCUGAAGAGAAGUUAACCUAAAUGAAUCAUUUUCACUCUGAUUGGAUCAGCUCUGUCAGAUACUCACCAAUCAUCAAAAAUAUCUAACCAUAUUUUGUUACAGUUGGUUGGGACGGUUGGCUUAAGGUCUGGAAUUAAAAUUUCACAAUCAGAUUUUAAUUCAAGGCUCAUGAUUCCUAAAUCAACAGUGUUGCAAUCAACCCAUCUGGUGAAUACAUUGCAACAGGAGGUAAGGACAAGAAAUUGUACAUUUGGAACAUCACAGAUUUGAAGAAACCAGCCUUUGAAUAUGAUGCUGGAGGUAUCAUUAAUUAAGUAAAAAAAUUUAUAAAAUUAUUAGCUUGCUUUCCAUCCAUAAUAAAAUUGGAUCGUAGCCGCCACAGAAAAUGGAAUUAAAGUUUGGUAAAUUUCAUAAGAAGAAAAAGCUGAAACCAAAACACCAAUUGUCACAUUAGAUCACCACACUGAAAGUAUUUUAUUUUAAUUAAAUCAUCUAGCUGCUGUUGCUGGAGGAGUGAAGAAGAUUUAAAAGCACGGAGCUGUUUCUGUUGCUCUUGAUGCCAAUGGUGCUAAACUUUAUGGAGGAUUCACUGAUGGAUCAAUCUUAGUUUGGGAAGUUUCAACCAAGAAUUGAA
This is a messenger RNA of Paramecium pentaurelia, 1059 nucleotides long. NCBI's taxonomy places the organism in Eukaryota, Ciliophora, Oligohymenophorea, Peniculida, Parameciidae. The record is from the annotation of a GenBank genome assembly.